AUGAUUAAUGAUAAGUUGAUGUUGAAGGAUGAUAAGACUGAGUUUCUGGUGAUCGGCACGAGCAAGCAGCUAAAGUGUCUGUAAGAUCCAAGUGUAACAUUUUUCCUAUUAUUCGUUCUUGCGUAAUUUGUUUUUCCUUUGCGUACGCAAAUUAGUUUAUACUUCUUUUCGUCCUUUUGUUUAGUCUUUUUUUGCGUUAAUUUAGGUGCUUAUUCCUUUCUGUCAGUUUUCGCGCCCUCGUUAGCGUUUCUUUGCUGUUUCAUCUUCAUUAGCGCCUUUCUAAGUUUCUAUAGUUUUAUUUUCCGCAUGUUCUAGCGUAUUUUUCAUAUCGUAGUUUUGCAGUACAGUUUGUGCAGUUCAUUUUGGUCGGCGCUUAGCGCAGUUCUGUUUAGUUUCUUGCAAGUCUCUUUGCGUUAUUCGCAGUCCGCUUCACAGCAGUUUUCUCUGGCCGAAACAAUUUUCAAUCCACGCUGUUUGUAUGCACACUCUUUGUACCACGCAUUUUAUUUCAAGUACCAAGCACGUCGGCUACAAUAAAUCUUCAUUCGAAUUUGGUUUGUGGUGUUGUUAUUAAAGGCCAAGAGACUUUUACGCUUAUUGCAGUUUUAGUGUCUGUUAGCAGAAUUUGGGUUGGAAACGUUGAUGUAAUUCCCGUAUACUCGGCAAAAAAUCUGGGCUCCUGGUUCGACUCGCACAUGGAUAUAGCAACGCAUAUAGCGAAGACCUGGGGUAGUGCAUUAUUU
Molecule: messenger RNA, 743 nt
Organism: Porites evermanni
Lineage: Eukaryota; Metazoa; Cnidaria; Anthozoa; Scleractinia; Poritidae
Source: the annotation of a GenBank genome assembly